AUGAAAUCGGAGGACAUUGGUUCUGAGGACAAGGAGACAUUAAAAUGGGAUAUUAAUGACAUGAAGCUACCACAGAAUGUGAAAAAUACCGACUGGUUCCAAGAGUGGCCAGAUGCCUACGCAAAGCACAUCUACAGCUCCGAGGACAGAAGCGCGCAGAGGCACCUGAGCAGCUGGGCCAUGCGCAACACCAACAACCACAAUUCUCGUAUCCUCAAGAAGUCGUGCCUGGGCGUGGUGGUGUGCAGCCGUGACUGCUCUGCUAAGGAGGGGCGCAAGGUCUACCUACGCCCGGCCAUCUGUGACAAAGCCAGGCAGAAGCAGCAGAAAAAGCACUGCCCCAAUUGUGACGGACCGCUGAAACUAGUUCCUUGUCGAGGCCACGGGGGCUUCCCAGUCACCAACUUCUGGAGGCACGACGGACCUUUCAUCUUUUUCCAGUCAAAGGGAGAGCAUGAUCAUCCCAAACCAGAAACCAAAGUAGAAGCAGAGGCAAGAAGAGCGAUGAAGAAAGUACACCUGGCACCUUCCUCUGCCUCUCUGAAGUUGAAGGGGAGCUCAGAGACAAAGCCUCUUACAGGUGAAUUGCAAAGUCGGGAAGGUUUACCUUUAACUUGGUCUUUCCAGGAAGGUAUCCAAUUGCCUGGUAAUUACAGUGAGCCUUUCAUUCCUAACCCUCCCCAUCAGAGGUCACUGAAUGGCUGCUUGUCCUUCUCCAAGAGUUAUGGUUUGGGGGCCACCAAUGAGCUGGCUGAUCCUCCUUCCAGCUUGGGCCCCACUAAGCUCUAUGAGAAAUGCAAAGUGCCCAGCAGUAGGAUCUACAGUACUGCAGACCUGCUUCAGCCCUCUGUCUCUGGAAUCUACCCGGAUUACAACGAUUUGCAAACAUGGAAUAAAAAUGUGGCUUACGGGAGAAAUCCUCUUAACGACAAAUGUUGCCCCAGUUAUCCUUUUGCUCUGGCCAGCUGGCCUUACAACUUCUCCACUUCCCUGAACAAUUCCGAGCCCUGUUUCCAGCAGAUUCCUGUAGAAUCGUCUGCAGCCAAACCCACCUGUCACCCAUUAUGGCCAAAUCCAGGGGGCGAUCUUUAUGAAGAGAAGGUGCAUUUGGAUUUUAACAGCUACUUCCCUUCCACCACGUACCAUUCACCCCAAGAAGAUCCUUUUCUUGUCACCUAUUCCUCUCACCCUCACCAUCAAUAUUCCCUGCCAGCAAAGAGCAGCAAAUGGGAUUUUGGUGAAGAAAUGAGACGUAUGGGUUUAGACCACUGCAACAAUGAAAUGCUUCUAAACUUCUGUCCUUUAAGAUAA
Molecule: messenger RNA, 1311 nt
Organism: Chrysochloris asiatica (Cape golden mole)
Lineage: Eukaryota; Metazoa; Chordata; Mammalia; Afrosoricida; Chrysochloridae
Gene: GCM1
Product: glial cells missing homolog 1 (Drosophila)
Exons: 5
Coding region: 1-1311 (436 amino acids)
Biological process (GO): gliogenesis; regulation of transcription by RNA polymerase II; cell differentiation involved in embryonic placenta development
Cellular component (GO): nucleus
Molecular function (GO): RNA polymerase II cis-regulatory region sequence-specific DNA binding; DNA-binding transcription activator activity, RNA polymerase II-specific
Source: RefSeq, a predicted model, not a curated record